This is a messenger RNA of Oppia nitens, 972 nucleotides long. It is a transcript of the gene rho-7, whose product is annotated as presenilins-associated rhomboid-like protein, mitochondrial. Gene Ontology annotation, cellular component: membrane. Gene Ontology annotation, molecular function: serine-type endopeptidase activity. Lineage: Eukaryota; Metazoa; Arthropoda; Arachnida; Sarcoptiformes; Oppiidae. The coding region runs from base 1 to 972 and encodes 323 amino acids. The transcript is spliced from 6 exons. The record is from RefSeq and is a predicted model, not a curated record.
AUGUUAUCACUAUUUCGUCAAAAUAUUUGUUCGUUUAAUGCAAAUAAAUGUUUGACAAAUGUUUUCAAAAGAAAUGUCAAAAACUUUUUGGUUUCAAGAAGUUUUACAAAUAGAUUGUCAAACAAUGAGAGCAACAAUAGUGUCAAAACACUUAUCAAACCAUUGAUAUUCACAAUUGGGUUUAGCGGAACUGUAUAUACGGUUAGUAUUGUUUAUAAUUAUGAGAACUCAUUAUUUGGUCAAACAUUUGAUUGGAGACAAAACUUUUACACCAUUCAAGACAAUCAUAUAAAGAGAAAAACCGGAUCUCUUAGAAAUGAGUUAAACAAAUGGUGGCAAUCAAAGGAUAUAUCAUUCAAAGUUUUUUCAUCCAUUGCUGCCAUCAAUGUCCUGGUUUUCCUGUGUUGGAAAAGUCAAAGAUUACAUCCUUUUAUGUUUAAAUACUUUACCGCUUAUUUUGAUAAACAAGUGAAAUGUUGGCCAAUGUUAUUGUCGACAUUCAGUCACUAUUCAAUAACACAUUUAAUCUUCAAUUUAGUGGUUCUUCACUCAUUCACUAAAGUUGGUAUCAGUUUGUUUGGUGUCGAGCAGUUUGUCGCUCUUUAUUUAAGCUCUGGAGUUAUUUCAUCGUAUGGUAGUUAUAUGACUAAAGUAUUGCUUAAAAGAAGUGGAUCAUCUUUAGGAGCGUCGGGAGCUAUACUGGGAAUCCUUGCCUCGUGUUGUAUUGCAAGACCAGACUUGGAAUUAGUUAUUAUAUUUCUACCAUUUUUUACCAUUUCUUCGGGAAUGGCUUUAAAGGCCAUAAUAGCAAUGGAUAGCUUUGGAGUGUUGUUGGGUUGGAAACUGUUUGAUCACUCGGCACAUCUCGCAGGCACUCUGUUUGGUGUUUGGUAUACCAGUUAUGGACAGCAUUUUCUGACACAACACCGACACCAAGUAAUUGAUAUUUGGCAAAGAAUUAAAUCAAUUUGA